AGACUACCUUAGCAAAACAGCUCAAGAAGUAGAAAGUCUCCCAAAAACUGAAAAGAAAGAGGAAUUGAAAGAAGAAGCAAUAAGUAUAGAAACAUCUGAUGAGCAAGAGAUAAAAGAUAUCUCACAUAGCACAGAUUAUGAAAUAGAAGACACUCAGAAAGAAGCUGAACAAGCAACCACUUUCUCAGAAGCAGAACUUACGACAAGAGAUGAGCUUGCAUUAGAUAGCCCAUCUUUUAAAGAUAAUAACAAAGAGAAUAACCCUUCUCAAGAGAAUAUAUCGUCAGCAAUUCCAAUAGAAGAAGACUUUACAACUGCAUUCUACAAGAAGAAAAAAGAAACAAACAAAUCAAAAUAUACGUAA
Messenger RNA from Racocetra persica, 364 nucleotides. NCBI's taxonomy places the organism in Eukaryota, Fungi, Glomeromycota, Glomeromycetes, Diversisporales, Gigasporaceae. The record is from the annotation of a GenBank genome assembly.